GUGUGUGGGUUCUCCUUUCUCUUUUUAUUAUGACUAUGAUGAAUGGUUGCUUUUUUUUUUAGCUCAAUGCAAUUGACAAUUUUUCACUUCUAUCUCACAUUAUAAAUCUGAUAUAUGCGGUGAGAAAGGCAAGAACUGAUGCUGUUGCUUUCAUUAUCUUUUUCAGUUUUGACUCUAAUAUUUUCUGGUUAUCAAGCCAUCAUAGAACCAGUCCAACAUUUCUCUUUUUCUUUUAUAUAUGUUUUUGGAGAAAAUCUACUGGAUUAAGAAAGUGCUAAGAACCUGUUAUGUCACUGAAUAAAACACGCUGAAUAGUUGAAUAAAUAGUCUUCUUUGCAUCUUUUACGAACUAGUAUCAUGAACUUCAAUAGAUGAGAGAAAAAAUUGGGAGUAAAACAAAAAUAAUGCAUGGGCUUCUAGUUCAUAAAAUAAAAAGCCCAUCGCUGAUAUUGACAUAAUAUAAACGUGUAACAUACGCAAUUCACACUAUAUUAACUGUCUUCUCCGCCCUAAUUCAUUUCAUCACAUUUAACCCUCAAAAUGUCGACCAGAUCUUCCGCCGUCGCGAACGUCGACCAACCACCGCGUAAGAAGAUGUCGAAGCAGUCCCCGGAGAUCUCUCUUUGGUCCCUUCCUUACGAUUUGAUAUUGAAUAUCAUAGCGCGCGUGUCGAGAAUGUACUAUCCAACUCUCUCCCUCGUCUCCAAAAAGCUCGGAUCCGUCGUUUCCUCGCCGGAGCUUUACCAGACCCGCUCUCGCUUAAACCGCACCGAGAGUUGCCUAUAUCUGUGCUUACGCUACUAUCGAGACCACCCUCUUGACCCUAACCCACAUUGGUUCGCUCUCUGCAUGAAACCAAACAGAACCCUAACCGACCGUCUUUUCAUCCCAGUCACGUCUCCCGAUGUGCGUCAUGAGCGAUCUACGGGUCUAACAUCUAAGGAUGUUAGCAUCGUAGCCGUUGGGUCAAACAUCUACAAGAUGGGCGGGUACACGCCCUCUUCUUCUGAAGUCUUGGUGCUUGAUUGUCGGUUCAACACGUGGCACAGUGCUCCAGUGAUGCGAGAGAAGCGGAGCUCCCCUGCCGCAAGCUUAGUUGACGGGAAGAUAUAUGUAGCGGGAGGGUGUGAAGAUGUCAACUCCGAGAACUGGGUAGAGGUAUUUGAUCCAAAGACUCAAACGUGGGGAAGUGUGGCGAACCCUGGCACUGAGAUACGCCCGUCAGGAGCUGAACUCGAGAGCUUUGGAAUUGAAGGAAAGUUGUACCUCUUUGGUCAUAACCGUAAGUGUGUGGUUUACGAUCCCAAGGAAGCUAGAUGGAACCCGAUGAUAGAGUUGGGUAUGGGUAUGGAUAUGGAUGUGGUUAUGGGUAUGGGUAUGGAUAUGUAUGAGGCUAUGGAUAUGGAAAUGGAUAUGACUGGUGUGGCUUCUGCAGUGUCCUAUUUUCACUGCGUGAUAGGAGACGUCUUGUUUCUUUGGAAUGAAAGAGAGUUUAGAUGGUACGACUUUAAUGCAAGUUCAUGGAAGAAGUUGAAUGGUGUUGAAGAUUUGCCUGAUUUUGAUGGAGAUUGUAAAAUGGUGGAUGUUGGUGGAAAGAUGGCUGUCUUGUGGAAGGUUUUUGGACGUGGCGAAGAGAGAUCUAUUUGGUGUGCUGAGAUUGCGCUUGAGAGGCGCGGGGACGAGAUGUGGGGGAAGGUGGAGUGGUUUGAUGUCGUGCUCACAACCCACGAGCAAUGUGGCUUGUUCGAUGCGGAUAUUCUUUCUGCUACUGUUUGAUUGAAAUGACUGCUAGCUGAUGAGAACAUGCGGCUUGAACGGUGAUGAAAGGAUGAAGAAUCAUUCACUAGUGCGGGUAGUUUCGUUUUUGUUUUUGAGUAUUUGCUUUCUUUGAGGUAUAUCUCCCUUUGGUUGAUAUGCGACUCUAAUGAAUUAUUGUUUCAUGUUUUUUUUUUGAAAGCUUUCUUUAUAAUUGUUUCAUGUUUUUUUAGCAUAAUAGGAUUUUGCAUUUGUUUCACAAGUAAUGUGUUGAUGAUUUAGCUUUGCUAAUUGUGGUGGCAAUUAUAUUGACCAAUGCAAAGAACUUUUAUUUGUGUUUGGAUAAAAAGGAUACACUUCAAACUACAUUGACGAGAAUAAUGAGUGGUCAGAAAAAUGGAGGUUUUGCUGUUUAAAGGUAAACCUAUCUAUAUAUUCAUGUCUUGAUCACGGAGCUACUAGAAUGGGGUUACUUUUAGUGUGAAAGAAUCUAUAGUUCUAGGGGCUGUUUGUUUCACCAUUUGUCAUCUCCAUCCAAAUGAUUCAUUUGUAUGAUCUAUUCAAAUGAUCCAUUCAGAUUUUUGUGAUUGUUUGUUUGUUCAUCCACAUGGCUCAUCUAGAUGAAUCAUCUAAAUGGAUUUUAUGUUUGUUUUUUUAUUUUCAUUUCCAUUCAAAUGAGUUUAGUAAACAAAUCAC
Messenger RNA from Brassica rapa (field mustard), 2451 nucleotides. RefSeq names its product F-box/kelch-repeat protein At4g39590-like. The record is from RefSeq and is a predicted model, not a curated record. Gene Ontology annotation, molecular function: protein binding. Lineage: Eukaryota; Viridiplantae; Streptophyta; Magnoliopsida; Brassicales; Brassicaceae.